Messenger RNA from Staurois parvus, 1063 nucleotides. Lineage: Eukaryota; Metazoa; Chordata; Amphibia; Anura; Ranidae. The record is from the annotation of a GenBank genome assembly.
AAGAAUGUGAACCUUCGCUUUAUGGUGAAGACAAGAGAAAAUGACUCACCUGUUUGGUUCGCUCAGGAUGCCAGCGGUGGAAUCUGGAAGCUGGACUUGUCCUUCUCAAAUAUAACUCAGGACCCCGAACAGCUUUUCUCCUUUCAUUCCGGGAAGAUUAACGCUUUAGAUGCCUCUCCCUCCACCUACCUCAUGGCAACGACAUCUUCAGACCGGUCGGUGAGAAUUUAUGAUUUUGCCGGGAAGCUUCCAUUAGUGGAGAUGAAGUUCAAACAAGGAGGAACAUCGCUGAUCUGGGCCCCCCGCAUGGUGAACCCUAAAGGAGGACUAUUUGCGAUGGGAUUCCAGGAUGGAGUCAUCCGUAUCUUGGAGGUCUAUAACUCCUCCGGGAUGAGACUCCUGGCCGGACGCAGUGGCUCUCAGGAUGCUGCCAUUGGUCUAAAACAAGCGUUCAAACCUCACGAGGCCUCCGUCACAUGUCUGGCGUAUGAGCGCAAUGGAGAGAUCCUCGCCACCGGGAGCCUGGACAGAACCGUCUUCUUCUUUGCUGUUGGUGACACCUAUGAGCCCAUUGGAUUCAUCCAGGUUCCAGGACCGGUUAAGGAAUUGCAUUGGUCUCCUCCAUCACACGAGGAAAACACAUUACUGGUUCUGUGUGAGAAUGGAUUCGCUGUAGAGAUUCCGGUCCCGGCGGCUGAAAAAAACAACACGGUUUCUACCUACGAGAUCUCCAAUCUGCCUCUCCGCUACUUCCGAUUUAGUAGCAUCAGGUCAAAGAUUGAGAGAGAGGAGCAGCUGGCCCAGAUACAGAAGAACAGAGAACAGAAGUUGAAGGAGCACCAGGCUUGGGUGCAGAAACAGAAGGAACGAGGAGUGGAACUGACUGAGGAGGAGUUACAGGAGCCGUAUGAUGAUGAAGAAGAGAAACUUCCAGAACUUUAUGUCCCUAAAGAGCCCAGCCCCAUCCUGUGCGGCUUCUAUGCCUCCCCUGGGAAGUUCUGGCUCUCCAUGGAUGGAUAUGACUCUGGGUUCCUCUAUCUUUGUGAGUUCUCCCAAAAGUGAA